Microsporum canis CBS 113480 is the source of this 960-nucleotide messenger RNA. Its product is annotated as DUF124 domain-containing protein. Bases 1 to 960 code for a protein of 319 amino acids. Lineage: Eukaryota; Fungi; Ascomycota; Eurotiomycetes; Onygenales; Arthrodermataceae. The record is from RefSeq and is a predicted model, not a curated record. The transcript is spliced from 3 exons.
AUGGCGUUCCAAGGACAGCACCCUCCCGGCCAAGGAGGUUAUUAUCCCCCUCCACCUGGACAGGCAGGGUAUCAACAGCCAUCCCAGCCUCAGCAACAGCAGCAAACACCGUAUAACUAUCCUCCUCCUCCUCAAAGUGGUGGCGCGCAUUAUCCCCCACCGCCGAAUACUGGAUCUCCUCCCCCUGUAGCCCAAACGCCGCCUAUCCAAGUCGACAGUAUGCCCGGAGCCCCGCCCCCUGGACAGUUCGUUGGAGCUCAAGCUACUACAGCUGACGACAUUGGUACAUUCAACGGCGGCAGCUACCGAAUCAGCCACCGAGAUACCAAUUCGGUUCUCACUAUCCAGCUAGCGAUGGGAUGCCCGUUGACGGUAAAGCCAGGUGCCAUGAUUGCAAUGUCCCCUUCCGUUUCUCUAAAGGGUUCUGUGAAAUUUUCUAUGAAAAAGAUGCUCGCUGGCGGUGAAAUGUCCUCAUCAACGUUUACUGGGCCUGGUGAACUGCUACUAGCACCCUCCAUGCUUGGUGAUAUCUCCAACCUUAAACUAAACGGUCAGGAACAAUGGUCUGUCGGUAAAGAUGCAUUCCUUGCAUGCACUCAGGGGAUAGUCAAGGACUAUAAAAACCAAGGCUUGAGCAAAGCUUUCUUCUCGGGAGAAGGCUUGUUUGUCUAUAAGAUAAGUGGGACAGGCAUCCUAUUCGUGCAAAGUUUUGGUGCCAUUAUAAGGAAAGACCUGGUGGAGGGUGAGAAAUAUAUAGUUGACAACGGUCACCUUGUGGCGUGGAACUGCAAGUAUGUCAUGGAACGCGUCGCGUCAGGUGGUGUUCUGUCAAAUCUUAGCUCCGGCGAAGGUCUUGUUUGCAAAUUCACUGGUCCGGGAACAAUCUACUUACAGACAAGGAAUCCCUCUGCCUUUGCAACCUGGAUGCUUUCGAAUGGAGCUAGCAGCGGUGGCGCUUGA